UAUGGGGAACUAAAAAUGGGGGGGCUCGCUCAUCGAGAAAAACCUUGUACGGACUGAACACAGAUAUCCUGCAUGACACCCGUUUUUGUCUUAAUAUUUGCAGACACUUUUCUAUGUUGUAUCGAUAUAAUCUUAAUCUUAAUUAACAACAUUGCCCUCCUCAUAAUUAUUUUCAGACCAAACCUUGUUGUUGCCUGGGGUGUUUCUGGUUCCGUAGCUUCUUGCAUUUGUCCAGAACCACAAGUCCAGAAGCAGACAAGUGGUAGUUUAGUGACUGCAUACAUGCCGGGAUGAUGACAAUUGUUUUUUAUCAGUGGAUAUAAAUCCUGUUCUCUGUACUGUCAAUCUCUUUCAGUAAACGAAAAAGCUUUAGAAAUCGUGAUUUAGCUAUGGAGGAGGAGAAAAAGGAAGUGAAUAUGUCACAUUCAGAACCUGAGUCCAGUUCCAAAUAUGAGUUCCCGUGGCGCGGGUUUGGAUUCUUACGUAAAUUUAGGAAACCCCCGACGGGUACACAUUCCUAUUAUCCUUCUCUGCCCUCACAGAAAAAGCUCAUUAAAUCAAAAAGUAGAAAUUCGACGAAGAGCAUGCCACCAGGACUGCCUUCCCAGCUGGAUUCUGAUUUCUAUUGCUUCGAGUCUUCAUGGCUGAAUUUUACACUCUCUGAUCUCCAAAAUGCAACCAACAACUUUAGCCGAGAAAAUAUUAUUGGAGAAGGAGGGUAUUCUGAAGUUUACAAAGGGGUUUUAAAAGAUGGAAAAAUUGUAGCAAUUAAAAGGCUGACGAGGGGAACCCCUGAAGAGAUGACAUCAGAUUUUUUAUCCGAGCUUGGGAUUUUAGUCCAUGUUAACCACCCUAAUAUUGCCAAUGUUUUUGGAUACGGAGUUGAGGGUGGAAUGCAUCUUGUUCUGCCAUUAUCCCCCCAUGGAAGCUUAGCGUCACUCCUAACUGAUGAGAAGCAUAAGCUAAAGUGGGGAAUCAGAUAUAACAUUGCUAUAGGCGUUGCUGCAGGCCUUUCCUAUCUUCAUGAAGGCUGUCAAAGGAGAAUAAUUCAUAGAGAUAUUAAGGCUGCUAACAUUUUGCUUACUGAAGAUUUCGAGCCCCAGAUAUGUGAUUUUGGGCUAGCAAAGUGGCUACCAGAUCAAUGGGCGCAUGUCACUGUAUCACAAUAUGAAGGAACUUUCGGCUAUCUUCCCCCAGAAUUCUUUUUGCAAGGAGUAGUAGAUGAAAAAACUGAUGUCUAUGCUUUUGGAGUACUUGUAUUGGAGCUUAUAACUGGACGCCCAGCAAUAAGCAAGUCACAAAAAAGUCUUGUGAUGUGGGCUAGACCUCUGAUCACCAAGAAAAGUAUUGAAGAGCUUAUUGAUCCAUUGCUUGCUGGUCUGCACGAUGCAGAGCAGAUGAAUCGCAUGAUUGCAGUUGCUUCUAUGUGCAUACAUGAGUGUUCAACUGAGAGGCCCCAAAUGAGCCAGGUCAUUCGGAUCUUAAAGGGCAAUGAAGGAAUCUUAGGUAGUGGCAGAAGAAAGUUCCAGAAAAGACCUGCUUUCAAGCGGACAUGUUCAGCGGAUUUCUCUAUGAUGGAAGAUGGUAACAGCCCUGCACCUCUGAAUGAUCUAAGUCCACAAAAUAAACUUAGACUGGAGCUCUAAGAUCUCAAAGGGGUGAUGACUGCAGUAAUAGUUCUUAGAGCAAGUAAUGAGUUCUGUGAGUUAUUGUUGCGCACUAAUGAUCCAAGAAAUGGCAUGAAGUGUAAAUUAUCAGAAUCCUAAUAUAACAAACCUGUGUUGCACAAUUAAAGAAAGACCGCUUUUUCAUUGUCUUUAAAACCUAAGGUUUUGUUUCUUGCAUACAUCCACUCCUAACUAAAUAAGCGGAGACAAGACUUAGCUUAAAGGUUAGAUCUUAUAAAUGCAGUGGAAAAGCUAAUGCCACAUGUUGCAGCAAACCUAAAUUCUUGUACAGACUUUCUUAUAUUGAUCAUGGGAUACAAAAUGGUAUGUUCAGUAGGCUUUCUUGUUCAGCGUGUUGGCGCCGCUAGUAGCCUUUGGAAGAUUUCCUUUUUACUGUACCAGUCUUGUUGUGAUGUAACAUCAGUGUAGAUUCUCCUUGUUUUCACAAUACUCUCAGGUUUUGAUUUUACUUGUUUCUCUGUUUUGUGCUAGUAUAAAUUUUGUUUCUUUGUAAGUUGAUGUUGUUGAAUACUGGGGCAUCCACUUGUUUCUGUCAUAGGUGUAUGAUUUUACAUUUAUCCUACAAAUUGCACCCUUUA
Daucus carota subsp. sativus is the source of this 2266-nucleotide messenger RNA. RefSeq names its product receptor-like cytosolic serine/threonine-protein kinase RBK2. The record is from RefSeq and is a predicted model, not a curated record. Gene Ontology annotation, molecular function: protein kinase activity; ATP binding. NCBI's taxonomy places the organism in Eukaryota, Viridiplantae, Streptophyta, Magnoliopsida, Apiales, Apiaceae. The coding region runs from base 390 to 1646 and encodes 418 amino acids. Gene Ontology annotation, biological process: protein phosphorylation. The transcript is spliced from 9 exons.